Messenger RNA from Priapulus caudatus, 771 nucleotides. RefSeq lists its product as uncharacterized. NCBI's taxonomy places the organism in Eukaryota, Metazoa, Priapulida, Priapulimorpha, Priapulimorphida, Priapulidae. The record is from RefSeq and is a predicted model, not a curated record.
UACCCAGUGUGGUGAGAAGAGGAUCAAGUUUGCAUACCACAUACUCUGUAGCCCAUGCACAAAAACCAGUAACCAAUGUGCAAAAUGUGCACAGAAGACUGGAAUUAUUGGAAAAGCUGUGCUGCCUGGACAAACGCCUGAAGAACAGAUGGAGAAGACGAUUUUGGAUAAAAAAAUGAAAGAGCUUCCAGAACGGCAAAGAAGAUCCAUUUUAAGGAACGGCGGCCCACAGCUACAGGAUCAUGAUGAUGACGAGCUUGAUGAACAUUUGAAUGACAGCACUUCAAGUGAUAGUUGAAUAGCUACUAGCUAAUCAAGCUAAACAGCUAAACACUAAUUUAUCCAUGACUGACAGUUAUCAAUGAAGUUCUGUUAUGUCUAUAAGACUUAUUUAAAGGCUACAACUUUAUUCCAGCAUAUGUAGCGGUAGCAGGCCCUUGAUACCUCACUCCACGUCAGUUGUAGUCAUGGUAGGUAACAACGAUAGGAUCCUUGGUCAUGUGUUAUAAGAUGACAUGUGAGUAACUUAGGUGAGUGAAGAGUUGGAACAACAUAGAAAAUGGAACUGACACCUAAUAAUAUCAAGAGUACACUAUAAGCAGAUUUGUUUAUCAUGUCAUACUGGACAGCGUGAAUGAAUUUUCUGGUUGUCACACUCAACAAAUCGGGUGAAGAUAGUAUACCUAUCUUAGUGAACUAAUGUAAAAAGUAUUUUUUCCUUAUUUUGGUGCGGUGCAUUUUCAAUGUGAAUAAAUAAAUUUGUGAAAUUAA